This is a messenger RNA of Miscanthus lutarioriparius, 2868 nucleotides long. Lineage: Eukaryota; Viridiplantae; Streptophyta; Magnoliopsida; Poales; Poaceae. The record is from the annotation of a GenBank genome assembly.
AUGGUACAGACUCAUGUUGAUGAGCAACCAAAGGGUGUGCCUCAGAAUCGUCCACCUGCACAUAUGAAUGGCGAUGAAGAAAAGGUUUAUCCUGGCCAACUCCCAGUGUUGACCUGGGAACAUAAGCUAACUCAUGUUAGACAUGAUUUGCCGUCAUUCAGACUUACAUGGAGAGAGACAAUGCAGCUGGCUGGUCUUGGUUUACGUCUCAGUCGACAUAUCGUUGAGGAAACUUCAAAAGGGCGAAUUGCUGUUAUUGAUCCUAUGAAAAAGCGGGCUGCAAGAUCUGGUCAGGGUGUCCCACUUGGUGGUAUUGGUGCAGGAAGUAUUGGAAGAAGCUACAAAGGUGAUUUCCAACGCUGGCAAUUGUUUCCAGGAACUUGUGAAGAUAAACCUGUAUUGGCAAAUCAAUUUUCUGCCUUCAUUUCCCGCCAAGAUGGUAGAAAAUAUUCCACAGUGUUACAUCCUGGGAAACCAGAUUUGCUGAAAGGAAGUGACAUUUCAGGAAUUGGAUCCUGGGACUGGAAUAUGAGUGGACAACAAUCUACUUACCAUGCCCUUUACCCUAGGGCCUGGACAGUAUAUGAUGGAGAACCUGAUCCUGAGCUCAAUAUAGUGUGCCGUCAGAUUUCUCCAAUUAUUCCACACAAUUAUCAACAGAGCAGCUAUCCAGUUGCAGUAUUCACUUUUACAGUAACAAACUCAGGACAUACAGCUGCUGAUGUGACUUUGCUUUUUACAUGGGCUAACUCUGUUGGUGGAAAAUCUGAACUCACUGGAUAUCAUUCCAACUCUAGUAUGAUAGAAAAGGAUGGUGUUCAUGGCAUACUAUUACAUCACAGAACAGCAGAUGGUCAACCACCUGUAACUUUUGUGAUAGCAGCACAGGAGAAAGAGGAUAUCCUUAUCUCUGAAUGUCCUUACUUUGUGAUAUCUGGGAGCUCUGCAUCUGAUGAAUUCACAGCUAAAGAUAUGUGGAAUUCUGUGAAAGAGCAUGGAUCUUUUGAUCAUCUUGAUCCCAUCAAGACAUCGAUGUGCUCCAGACCAGGAUCAUCAAUAGGGGCAGCUAUUGCUGCUUCAGUUAAGCUGGCUCCCAAGGCAACCCAGGAUAUUUCAUUUUCACUUGCAUGGGCUUGUCCUGAAGUGAAGUUCUCUAGUGGGAAAACCUAUCAUAGGCGUUACACCAAAUUUUAUGGCACAGAUGGUGAUGCAGCAGCAGCCCUUGCUCAUGAUGCCAUUCUUGAGCAUGCUUCCUGGGAGAGGCAAAUCGAGGAGUGGCAGAAUCCUAUUUUACAAGAUGAGAGGUUUCCUGCUUGGUAUCCAGUUACACUUUUCAAUGAACUCUACUAUCUUAAUGCUGGAGGAACUAUAUGGACAGAUGGAUUGCCACCAAUUCAAAGCUUGACAGCAAUUGGCUGGAAAAAGUUUUCUCUUGACAUGUUAAAUGGUGAAUCUGAUGAUUUCAAUGAGAUGGUUCGACAGAAUAAUACUGCUUCUGAUAUUCUUCAUCGAAUGGCAUCAGUAUUUGAGAGGAUGCAUGCAUCUAUUGCAUCAAAUUCUGCUAUAGGAACAACUUUGCUUCAGGGUGAAGAGAACAUUGGCCAGUUUCUAUACCUCGAGGGCAUCGAGUAUUAUAUGUGGAACACGUAUGAUGUUCAUUUUUAUGCAUCAUUUUCACUGAUCAUGUUGUUUCCAAAACUCCAACUUAGCGUCCAGAGAGACUUUGCUGCCGCUGUUAUGAUGCAUGAUCCUGAAAAGCUCAGGAUCUUGCAUGAUGGAAAAUGGGCUGCAAGAAAAGUGCUCGGCGCUGUUCCUCAUGAUCUUGGGUUAUAUGACCCAUGGUUCAAAGUGAAUGCGUACACGCUCUAUAAUACAGAUCGAUGGAAAGAUUUGAAUCCAAAGUAUGUGCUGCAAGUUUAUAGAGAUGUUGUGGCCACAGGCGACAAAUCCUUUGCUCGAGCUGUUUGGCCAUCAGUUUAUAUAGCAAUGGCAUAUAUGGAGCAAUUUGACAAGGAUAAAGAUGGAAUGAUAGAAAAUGAGGAUUUCCCAGAUCAAACGUAUGACGUGUGGUCGAUGGCUGGUAUAAGUGCAUACUGUGGUGGUCUUUGGGUGGCUGCUCUUCAGGCAGCAUCGGCCUUGGCACGUGAGGUUGGUGACAAAGCUUCUGAAAAGCUUUUUUGGGACAAAUAUGAGAAGGCCAAGUCUGUCUAUAGCAAGCUGUGGAAUGGUUCUUACUUCAGCUAUGAUGAUGGCGACAACAAAGUUAGCACAUCUAUCCAAGCAGAUCAAUUGGCUGGACAAUGGUAUGCCAAAGCCUGUGGUCUCUUCCCAAUUGUUGACAAAGAUAAGGCACAAAGUGCGCUAGAGAAGAUAUUUUCUUUCAAUGUCAUGAAGUUCAAAGAUGGUACAAGGGGAGCUAUGAAUGGGAUGUGGCCAGAUGGCACUGUGGACAUGUCUGCAAUGCAGUCUAGGGAGAUAUGGCCAGGGGUGACAUAUGCACUAGCUGCAAGCAUGAUUCAAGAAGGCAUGGUUGAGCAGGGAUUUAAAACAGCUGAAGGGAUCUAUCAUGCUGCCUGGUCUCCAGAAGGACUUGGAUACUCAUUCCAAACUCCUGAAGCCUGGAACAACGACGACGAGUACAGGUCCUUGUGCUACAUGCGCCCGCUCGCCAUAUGGGCAAUGCAAUGGGCACUCUCGAACCCGAAGCUCCACAACACUCCUCAGGCAGACAUACCCCAGGAUUCAUUCCCCAAGAACCAGUUCGCCUACGCGCGGAUCACAAAGCUCCUGCAGCUGCCUGAAGACGAAUCGUCCAAGAGCUUCCUCCGAGUGGUGUACGAGAUCAUCAGGAACAGGUUUAGGUCCUGA